AUGUCGACUGAAAACGGUGUUCUGCUUCCAGUAUCUUCAAACUCGCCGACAGAAGACAAAAAAAUGCCCGAGGAGACGACAGAGACGAAGCCGCUAAUUGUGGAAGUGAAGACGGAACCUAUUAGUAGCGCAACACCAUCGUUGUGCGGAGAAGCUCAAGCUCAGCCGAGUCCGUCGACAUCGGGCGACGAAAACAAGGCGGCGCCGGCGACGCGGCAGAAGAGGAAAUACAACAAGCGAAAACUGGCGCCGGAGGAGUGCUCGAGAAAAAGUGUCCGAAUCAAUAAGAAUGCGGCCGCCGAUGCUGAGAUUAUCAACAAUUAUACGGGAAUCAAAGAUAUUCGAAGAUCUCGAAAUGUGCAGUUCCCAAAAGGGCUCAAAAGAAUCCCAUUCGUGACACCGGAAAAACCAUUGAAGGAGAAUGGACGCCUCCGAAUCGAUAUGAACUGCACUAGAUCGACGACUCGCGAGCUCUACGUCAUCGAGAGCCCCCCAAAAAAGAAGAGGAAGAACGCGAAAAACGACGAAUCGGCAACAAAUUCGAACAAUGUUCCGAUCGGCGUCGAUCAUCAGGCAGCGCUUCCGGAGCUCAUGGAAGCACGAGCCAGUGCCGUCGAUGAGGAUGAUCGCGAUGAGCCGAUUUGGAUACCGGAAUGCAGCGAGAUUGCAAUGGACGAAUUUCGGGAAACAUACGAGCUCGUCCAGCCACAAUAUGGUUCUGUGAUUCCAUUGGACUCGUUUUUGCACAGAUUCAUGGAAUGUGGAUACAGCGUUGAGAAAAUGCUCGAGACGCUCGAAAGCGAACGCGAUAAUCUGCCGCAGCCGUUCAAACCAUUUACGGUGGCCCAACAAAUCGAAUUCGAGAAGCACAUUCGUCGCACAUCGGGACCAAUCAAAUCGAAAUCUUUUAAAUACAUGCAAGACAGAUUCUUGCGAUCGUACCAUCUCGGCGAAAUUAUAAAUUAUUAUUACCUCACAAAGCGCCAUCAUUGUCCGGACAAGAUAAUUGGAAGAUGCAGUUGUCACGAAUUGAUGCGAAAAAAGCCGGAGAAUCUUGUGAGCCGAUUGGAGUGCUCGAAUUGCACCAAAGACAUGCGAGCGAACGCGGAGAAAUCGGAUAAAUUGUGUCUGGUUUGCGAUUUGUACUUCACAAGAACUGGCAAACAAAGAACAUCUCCUGGACGAUUCACUGAUGAAGAGGAAGAAUUCUUGAAGUACUGGAAUGAGAUGGAGCUGCAGAAUGGAAAGGAGAUGACGAUUGGCGAAGUCGAACAGAAAAUGGAGGACGAACGAAUUACGGAGCUCGAAACUCGACCGCUGACUCAAGAAGAGAUCACUUCGUUGGGAACGAGCAAGAAAAGAGAUCGGAGGACAGUGGCUGUCAUGUUGGCUCCGUUCAAGCCGAAACAAUCGGAGACAUGCCCCCGAAAACCAGUAGAAGACUACCGUGCAAUUCACACAAAAGAAUUCACACCAGAAGAGACGGCGAAAUUGGUCCGCUCAUUCUUCAAGAACUCGAACGACAUUUCCAAAGUGUGCGAGGAUCUGAACAUCUCGCCGUUGGAGGCGAGAGUGUUCUAUCGACGAUACGAGGUCGAGCUGAACGCAAUGCCGGAGAACAACAAUAAUAAAAAGAAGAAGAAGGGCUCGAAGGCGUCGCCGACGCAAUCGGCUGGUCCGUCGCCAAAGGAUGAAAACGGCGGAGUGGCAACGAGAAAAAGGAAGUCGUCGAUGUUCCACGAGGUUCCGGCGGCGGCCGCAAAAAGGAGGGCAAAACCCAUCUGA
Molecule: messenger RNA, 1785 nt
Organism: Caenorhabditis bovis
Lineage: Eukaryota; Metazoa; Nematoda; Chromadorea; Rhabditida; Rhabditidae
Source: the annotation of a GenBank genome assembly